Ostrinia furnacalis (Asian corn borer) is the source of this 2447-nucleotide messenger RNA. RefSeq names its product monoacylglycerol lipase ABHD12. The transcript is spliced from 10 exons. The coding region runs from base 394 to 1524 and encodes 376 amino acids. NCBI's taxonomy places the organism in Eukaryota, Metazoa, Arthropoda, Insecta, Lepidoptera, Crambidae. Gene Ontology annotation, molecular function: phosphatidylcholine lysophospholipase A1 activity; monoacylglycerol lipase activity. Gene Ontology annotation, cellular component: endoplasmic reticulum membrane. Gene Ontology annotation, biological process: monoacylglycerol catabolic process; phosphatidylserine catabolic process. The record is from RefSeq and is a predicted model, not a curated record.
GUCAUUCAACUUUGCACGUCAAAAGUUCGAAGGUGCAAAAAACACGGACUUCAUUCAAUUCAACGUAAUAAACUCGUGAUAGUAACUUAAUUAAAACCAGCAACAUAAAAACAAGUUGGCGAAAAUAAUCUAAAUAUUAAAAUGUUAGUGAAGAACACACACUGCUCUUAGUAUAACGUAGUUUUCGUAUUUUGUUUUGCAUGCCGUUUGCGCAUUAAUUUUAAUUUGGUCUUUUAAUUAUUUAAUCAUUUAAAGUAGCUAAAGUAUUAUAUUUAAAGGUUUACAAAACAUUUAACGUCCAUUUACUAACAAGUGUGGUAAUAAUUGUAUUAAUUUUGUGGUUUGCAAUCCUUGUUUGAUUAAUUUUCGCAGUUAACAAAUAUAUUCACAAAAAUGGUAGUAUUACAAGGAAUAUUGGUGUGCCUGCCGUUGUAUACUUUUGGGGCGUUGAUGCUCGGCGCGGCCAUAUCAGCUGGUCUGUUCGUGUUCCAUGUCGCAGUGGUGCCUAUGAUCUUCAAGUACUCCAAGACUUUUAGACGGCAUCUUAUAUUCGCUAAUUUUGUUCAAUGGCCUCUGUACAUAGACCACGAAGAGCCAUCGACAAGAGGCAUCGACGGAGGUCGCAACAUCAGCAUAGAGUAUCACUCCAAGGUUGACAACUGCAAUGUGAAGAUUGGGAUAUGGCAUAUCCUCCCGAGGAGCGUUUACGAGCGUUUAAAAGGAAGCUUCGAGUGCGGCGGUGAUAAGGAAGACCUCAACAAGCUGCUUGACGAAGAACUGGCCACUUCCAAGAUGCCCAUCAUGAUAUACUGCCAUGGCAAUUCCAACUCCCGCGCAGCGACGCACAGGAUACAGCUGUAUAGGUUCUUUCAGCAGAUGGACUUUCACACAAUCGCAUUCGAUUAUAGAGGAUACGGAGACUCAACGAACCUGAACCCCUCAGAAGAUGGCGUGGUGGAAGACUCUUUGGUAGUGUACGAGUGGCUUCACAACACUUUGGAAAAGGCCAAGGACAAACCCGCUAUAUUUGUUUGGGGACAUUCCUUAGGCACAGGCAUAUCGUCUCACCUGCUAGGCAACUUAGACGAACUGUCUGUUAAAGUCCUGGACCGGGCAAAGCCUCUCCCGAUGCCCAAAGGACUGAUCCUGGAGUCGCCCUUCAACAACUUGGCUGAGGAGGUCGCCGAGAUCCCUAUAUCAAAGCUUGUAACAUGGCUGCCGUAUUUCGACGCGGCGUUCGUGAAACCAUUCCGAGCGGCGCCCGAGCAUUCGUUCCGUUCGGAGGAGCAUUUGGCGCGCGUUCCUGCCUUGCCGAUACUGAUACUGCACGCAAAGGAUGACGUCAUCGUGCCUUUUGUGGUGGGGGUCAGGCUGUUCAAAUCGAUCGUGGCGUCUCGCUCGCUAGGCGGCGCCACCGUCAAGCUGCACGCGUACGACAAGUCGCAAGGGCUGGGACAUAAGUGGAUCUGCCACGCGGAAGACCUGCCUGAGGUGGUCGGAGAGUUCGUGAAAAAUCACCAAUGAAACGGCACACUCCGACAGCUUUUAGACGCUCAUUGUAAUUUAGGAUUAUUAUUGUCACAAUACAUUUUCAAGGCUAUAAGUAUAACUUUGUGAUAUACACAAGUCUGCUAAUUUAUAUUAAUAUUUAAUAACUAUUUAUGGAUAAUUAUAAUGCUGUAAACAAAAAUACUCAUCGUGGGGAUUUUGAACGUAGUACAUAGGACGUAAAUUUUAGGCACAUUUUUGUUGUUUUAUGCCAGUUUUCACCAUCAAUCCUUAAGCGUUCCCUAACUAAGUAUCACUUUAGUUAAGAUUUUCGUAGACGAUUUUCAUAGGGGUCACUUAAAAAUUAGGGAUUUAUGGUGAAAACGGGCAUUAGUCUCUCUCAACUCAUCACAGGUAAAGGUAUGUUCACAUAUUUUAGAGUGCAUUAGUGCGACUGACUUAUUGUAAAUUAUUUAAUUUUAUGUUUUUGAAAUAAAUUGUAUACAACCGUAAAGAUUGAGUUGACUGGAGAAUUCUUGAGGAAUUAUAAAUUUUAUUAUUUUGGGAGAUCUCAUGACAUUUUAUUGAUUUUUUUUAUUAAUAUUUUAUUUCCAUAAAUUCUCUGGUCUUACGAUAGAUAUGGGUAAAUCAGAAAAUGUCUUGCAUUAAACGCUAAAGUGAAAUGUUCUUUUAGAGAAAUUAUGAUUAACUGUCAAAUACAUAAUUUAUCACCCGGGUUUACCCGUGUCUACCAAUAUGUUGGUAUGUGGUUUAAUGCGACAUUUUGUAUGAGACAGGUUUUUUGUAUGAAUGAGUCCCAUACAAAUGACGCACUUGUUUUUGUUUAACGGUGUUUUUAUUUUGUUUAAGUGUACUUAUCGGGUACUCUUGUGAUAAUGUUAUUAUUGUUUUCUAUUUAUUUGUAAUUUAUUAAGAUGAAUAAAUGACUUUUAUACGAC